Cucurbita moschata (crookneck pumpkin) is the source of this 3316-nucleotide messenger RNA. RefSeq names its product two-component response regulator-like APRR7. Gene Ontology annotation, biological process: phosphorelay signal transduction system; cytokinin-activated signaling pathway. Gene Ontology annotation, molecular function: protein binding. NCBI's taxonomy places the organism in Eukaryota, Viridiplantae, Streptophyta, Magnoliopsida, Cucurbitales, Cucurbitaceae. The transcript has 8 exons. The coding region runs from base 927 to 3020 and encodes 697 amino acids. The record is from RefSeq and is a predicted model, not a curated record.
CAGCAACAGCAGCCUCAAGGAUCUAUGGUCUGCUGGGAGAGAUUUCUACAUCUUAGGUCCCUCAAGGUUUUGCUUGUAGAAAACGAUGACUCCACUCGCCAUCUAGUCACUGCACUGCUUCGUAAUUGCAGUUAUGAAGUUAUUGCAGCUGCAAAUGGACUAUACGCAUGGAAUAUGCUAGAAGAUCUGACAUAAUAUGUGUGUGUGUAGUACUUCAUUUCUCGAUUCACCACAUUUCAGACUUAUUUUUUCUUCUAGAUGAAGAAAAUUUUAAGACAUCCUUCAGUUAUGGGCUCCUGUUACUCUAUUGUAUCUUGUAUAUUGGGAGUAGACAAAUAGUUAUCUGGCAAACUUGGCAGUUCCCCGUUGGUCAGGAUUUGUUGAAUCUCCUAUAUCUUUACAAUCGGUUGAGCUUUAAAUCUCCUUUCACAAAUUUGCUGCCUAUGGUCGGACUUUCAACUGGGUUUUAUGUUCUCUUUUGUUCUCUUCUGGUUUACCAUCCUUUCUUCUUUGUCAGCAUCCUUAGUUAUUGCAGCUGCAAAUGGACUACACGCAUGGAAGAUGCUAGGAGAUCUGACAUAAUAUGUGUGUAGUGCUGCAUUUCUUGCUUCACCACAUUUCAGACUUAUUUUUCUUCUCGAUGAAGAAAACUAUAACUUUCCAUUGUUCAUUUUUCUGGGUAGCAAUUAUGGAAAACAUACUGGAAUGAAUUUAAGGCAUCCUUCAGCUGUGAGCUCUUCUGUUACUCUAUUGUAUCUUGGAAGUAAACAUAGUUAUCUGGCAAAGUUUGCAGUUCCCCGUUGGUCAGGAUUUGUUGAAUCUCCCAUAUCUUUACAUUCGGUUGAGCUUUGAAUAUCCUUUAUUUUGCUGCCUAUGGUCUGAAUUUCAUUUGGGUUUUAUGUUCUCUUCUGGUUUACCAUCCUUGAAUGUCCGUUCACAAAUUUGCUGCCUGUGACCUGAAUUUCAAUUGGUUUUAUGUUCUUUUCUUGUUUACCAUCCUUUCUUCUUCGUCGGCAUUCUUAGUUAUUGCAGCUGCAAAUGGACUACACGCAUGGAAGGUGCUAGAAGAUCUGACAAAUCACAUAGAUCUUGUCUUAACAGAGGUGGUCAUGCCUUGCUUAUCGGGCAUCGGUCUUUUAUGCAAGAUUAUGAGCCAUAAAACAAGGAAGAAUAUACCUGUGAUUAUGAUGUCUUCUCAUGACUCAAUGGGUUUAGUCUUUAAAUGUUUGUCAAAGGGUGCUGUCGAUUUUUUAGUGAAGCCCAUUCGGAAGAAUGAGCUUAAAAACCUUUGGCAACAUGUUUGGAGAAGAUGUCAUAGUUCUAGCGGUAGUGGAAGUGAAAGUGGCACGCAGACCCAAAAAUCUGUGAAGUCAAAAAGUGUUCAAAAAUCAGAUAACAACACCGGGAGCAAUGAAGAAGAAGAAGACAAUGAGAGCAUUGGCUUCAAUAUUGGAGAUGGAAGUGACGAUGGCAGUGGCACACAGAGUUCUUGGACCAAGCAAGCUAUAGAGGUUGAAAGCCCUCGACCAGUAUCUGCAUCAGCAUGGGAUCAAAAGCGUGAACGUCCUGAUAGUACUUGUGCUCAAGUUGUCCACUCAAAUGCUGAUGCAUUUGGUAAUAACGUGCCACCUGUUUUGACAGCCGAGUGCCAGGUGCAGAAAAAGCAACUUGAAACUGUUUCCGUGGGUAGAGUUGAAUUAGGCGUGCACAUAAAUCUAGAUUUACAACUUGAACUGUCUGCGGAACAUCCAACCAAGCUAGCUAACAGACAACAGAAUAUUAUGCUCGAGAUAGGAUCCAAUGGAUUUAAUGAGCAGUUCAACAAAGGACAGCUUGACCUCAACUCUGAGAAUCCAUCCAGCAAACUCAAGUACGAACAAACAAAUGUUACUGGUCUUGCUACAAAUCUUAAAGAUUCUAAGUUGGAUGUCACAGUGUUUGAGGCACCAACCAGCAAUCCCAAGAUAGACAUUAAGAAUAAAGAUGUUACAGAUUCAGGAGAAUUUCCAUCCCUUGAGCUUGGAUUAAAAAGGCUUAGAGGAGUUCAAACGACAGGGAAAGCAGACCAAGAUGAGCGGAAUGUUUUGAGACGCUCAGAUUCUUCAGCUUUUUCUAGGUACAAUGCUGGCUCAAAUUCUAACAAGACUCGAACUGGGAAUGCUGGAAGUAACUCUUCUCCUGUUCUUGGCUUAGAAGUUACAAACCAAGAGAACAUGCAAGAUAUUCGAUCUCAUUCGAGUGGUAAUCCUCCCAAUCAAUGCUCAAAUGGAGAUAGCAAUAAUAUUGACAUGGGGUCCACUACGAAUAAUGCAUUUUCCAAGUCCAUAGUCACUAAUAACAAGUCAGCAAUGGCAUCCACAGUCAACUGUUUGAACCCGUUGGCCCAACCUAUUAAGAAUGACAGUCUAUCUGUUCCUCAGCAAGCUGAUACUAUCAAUAACGGUACAAUUACAACAAUUCAAACUCAGUCUAAUUGUGUGCACGGGGAAUCUCAAAUUCAGCAACUUUGUCACCCGUAUGAUCACACUCAUCUGCUUGCCCAAAAUAAUCAACAAAUGUCAUCGGAGCGUAAUGAUUUUUCAUUAAAGAAAAUAUCAGCUGCGACACAUUGUGGGUCAUCCAAUGUGUUAAAUGGCCCUGUAGAAGGUAAUGCAGCAAAUUAUAGUGUGAAUGGUAGCGCCUCGGGCAGUAACCAUGGAAGCAAUGGCCAAAAUGGGAGCAGCACUGCAGUAAAUGCUGGAGGGCUGAAUAUGGAAAGUGAUAAUGGAAUAGGCCGGAAAAGUCGAAGUGGGGAUGCCAGUGGAAGUGGUAGUGGAAGUGGAAACGAAGUGGACCAAGACAAAGUCUCACAAAGGGAAGCAGCCUUGACAAAGUUUCGCCAGAAACGGAAGGAAAGAUGCUUCCAUAAAAAGGUCCGAUACCAAGGCAGAAAGAAAUUGGCAGAACAGAGGCCCCGUGUGAGGGGACAGUUCGUGAGACAAAACACAAGCGAAAACACGAGCAAUGUCGGAGAUGGCUAAAGCCAUAGGCAUUGUUUUGGUAAACAAACAAAGAUUUGGUUUUCCCUUUAACAAGAAAUGUCCAUGUGCAUUUGGGAAAAUAGAAAAAUUAGAGUGUACCAUUUUAGACAGAAAAAUGAUGUUUUUACUUAAUAAUUCUAAAUUAGACAGACAAAAGCUGAACUGGACUCUGUUGCCAGUGGCUACUGGACUUCUAAUUCAAGAAGGCCUUCUGCCUUUCUGCAUCAGAAAACUCUACUUUAGUUUGUGUUUGGACACAAUGUGAGUGUAUUAUUAUUCAUUGUUACACCUCCUCU